Messenger RNA from Apiotrichum porosum, 1392 nucleotides. RefSeq lists its product as uncharacterized. The transcript has 5 exons. Gene Ontology annotation, cellular component: septin ring; cytosol; cell division site. The record is from RefSeq and is a predicted model, not a curated record. Bases 1 to 1392 code for a protein of 463 amino acids. NCBI's taxonomy places the organism in Eukaryota, Fungi, Basidiomycota, Tremellomycetes, Trichosporonales, Trichosporonaceae. Gene Ontology annotation, molecular function: GTP binding; GTPase activity; molecular adaptor activity. Gene Ontology annotation, biological process: cytoskeleton-dependent cytokinesis.
AUGGACGAGUCUUACGCCUACGAGCAGCCCUCCAACGGCGUCACCGAGCAGGUCGAGCAGGACGACAUUGUCGACCAGCAGGAGCAGCACCAGGACGACGUCUACACCAAUGGCGCGGCCACCAACGGCUCCGCCAACGGCCUCUCGGGCCUCAACGGCGGCGCUUCCCCCCAGCCAGCCGUGAUCCGCAAGACCCUCGCGUCUUGGGUCGGCUUCUCCAACCUCCCCAACCAGGUUCACCGUCGCAGUGUCAGGCGCGGCUUCCAGUUUGUUGCCAUGGUUGUCGGCGAGUCCGGCCUCGGCAAGUCUACUCUCAUCAACACCAUUUUCGAGACCACCCUCUCGCCCCCCAAGGUCGUGCCCGAGCCCGGAACCGACCGUGGCAAGACGGUCGAGAUCCAGAGCACUGCUGCUGAGAUUGAGGAGAACGGUGUCCGCCUCAAGCUCACUGUCGUUGACACCCCCGGUUUCGGCGACUUUGUCAACAAUGACGACUGCUGGAAGCCCAUUCUCGACAACAUUGAGGCCCGCUACGACGCGUACCUGGAGCAGGAGAACCGUGUCAACCGCCUCAAGAUGGUCGACAACCGUGUCCACGCGUGCAUCUACUUUAUCCAGCCCACUGGCCACGCCCUCAAGCCCAUUGACAUUGAGUUUAUGAAGCGCCUCCACACCAAGGUCAACCUCAUCCCCGUCAUUGCCAAGGCCGACACCCUUACCGAGGAGGAGGUCGAGCUCUUCAAGCGCCGUGUCCUCGCCGACAUUGAGCACCACGAGAUCAACAUCUUCAGCCCCCCCAUGUACGACCGCGACGACGACGAGACUGCGCAGGAGAACGAGGAGAUUAUCCGCAAGAUCCCCUUCGCCGUCGUCGGCUCGGACCAGGUCGUCAAGGCCCCCGACGGACGCAACGUUCGCGGCCGUUCGUACCCGUGGGGUGUCAUCGAGGUCGACAACGAGCAGCACUGUGACUUUGUCAAGCUCCGCCAGAUGCUCGUCCGCACCCACAUGGAGGAGCUCCGCGAGAAGACCAACGACGUGCUGUACGAGGACUACCGGUCCGAGAAGCUCCGCGCCAUGGGUGUCACCCAGGACGAGAGCGUCUUCAAGGAGACCAACCCUGCCGCCAAGCAGGCCGAGGAGCGCAAGAGGCACGACGAGAAGCUCGCCAAGAUGGAGGCCGAGAUGAAGAUGGUCUUCCAGCAGAAGGUGCAGGAGAAGGAGCAGAAGCUCAAGCAGUCCGAGGAGGAGCUGUACGCCCGCCACCGCGAGAUGAAGGAGGCCCUCGAGAAGCAGCGUCUCGAGCUCGACGACAAGAAGAGGCGCAUCGAGAGCGGCCGUCCGCUCACGCCCGAGAAGGGCUCGAAAAAGCGGUUCGGCCUGGGCAAGUAA